This is a messenger RNA of Ostrea edulis (European flat oyster), 1510 nucleotides long. RefSeq names its product DNA polymerase delta subunit 2-like. NCBI's taxonomy places the organism in Eukaryota, Metazoa, Mollusca, Bivalvia, Ostreida, Ostreidae. Gene Ontology annotation, cellular component: delta DNA polymerase complex. The transcript is spliced from 10 exons. Gene Ontology annotation, biological process: DNA replication; DNA strand elongation involved in DNA replication. The coding region runs from base 66 to 1454 and encodes 462 amino acids. The record is from RefSeq and is a predicted model, not a curated record. Gene Ontology annotation, molecular function: DNA binding.
GUAAUGUUUACUUCUUUUUGUACCGCAAUUAACGAAAGAGUUCCGAGGCGCGAGAAGUGAAAGAAAUGUUUGAGAGAAAAGGGAAUGAUCACUCAGAUGACUUACUGUCAAAGCCACAACCAACACACGCAACAUGUGAAAGACAGUCAGUCAACUUUACAGAUUGUUCUGAAAGGUUUCUGUUGAAGGAUAAGAGCUUUACCAGGCAGUAUGCUCAUUUAUACGCAGAAAGACUGUGGGCAGUGCGUCCAGAGGUAGAGGUUGCUGCAAAGAAAAAAUGGGGAAAGGAUGUUUGUAUUAGAAAGUUACAUGAGCUGAAGAGUGAUGAGACCUGUGUUGUGAUAGGUACGCUGUUUAAACACAUGGAACUGAAGCCAAGCAUAUUACAAGAAAUCAGUGAAGAGCAUAAUUUGAUGCCCCAGCCAGUUAGAACAAAAUUUGUGGCAGAUUCAGACAAACUGUAUCUGGAGGAUGAACUACAGAGGAUAAUUUUGGUGGGAGACCUGGACGUCCAAACAGCUGUUACAGGUGUUAUCGUAGCUGUGUAUGGCAAAGAACCCGAGGAUGACCGUGGCAAGUUCCAUGUAGAGGAUUACUGUUUUCGAAUGUUAAAAGAACAGGUCCCCAGGCCAGUUUUAGAGAAUGACAAAUAUUUGAUCCUGAUAUCAGGACUAGAAAUAGGCAGUAAGGAAGAGCAGAUCUUCACCCUGCAGCUCUUUGUUGACAUGGUGACAGGAAUGCUGGGUAAUAGUCCAGAACAGAGUCGCUGUUCCGAGAUAUCCAGAAUCGUUGUAGCGGGGAAUUCUUUGAGUUCUAGCACACAAGACAGAGACAGUUUGCAAAAGGCAAAGUACCUUAGUAAGAAAACAGCAGCAGGAAGUGUGGAUGCAGUUAAAACACUGGAUGAUGUCUUCACACAACUAGCAAGUUCCGUGGAUAUAGAUUUGAUGCCAGGUGAAUUUGAUCCUGCUAAUUACACCCUCCCCCAGCAGCCACUCCACAAGUGUAUGUUCCCACAGGCCUCAAGGUAUCCGACCUUCCAGACUGUGACUAACCCGUACGACUUGAGCAUAGAAGGAGUCAGGAUUCUCGGUACAUCUGGUCAGCCUGUGCAGGACAUCAUUAGGUACAGUACCAAUGAAGACUCACUGGACAUCCUGCAGAAGAGUUUGGAGUGGGGGCACCUAGCACCCACCGCACCAGACACAUUGGGUUGUUAUCCCUUCUAUAAGGAGGAUCCCUUCAUUAUUGAUGAUUGUCCACAUAUACUCUUUGCUGGAAACAUGACAAAGUAUGACUCAAAAAUCUUCAAAGAUCCUGGUGGUCAGGAAGUCCUAUUAGUGAGUGUUCCCAAGUUCUGCCACACCACCACAGCCGUGAUGAUUAAUCUAAGAACUCAAGAGUGUCACCCUAUGCAAUUUUCAGCUUCUUUCACACCAGAACCCAACAGAUAGGAUAAUGAAAAAUAAUUAUUGUAUACAUGUACCAAAUAAAUUGUAACUAAAUGCUG